This is a messenger RNA of Limulus polyphemus (Atlantic horseshoe crab), 1377 nucleotides long. Its product is annotated as semaphorin-2A-like. Gene Ontology annotation, biological process: negative regulation of axon extension involved in axon guidance; positive regulation of cell migration; negative chemotaxis. The transcript has 12 exons. The annotation marks the transcript as partial. Lineage: Eukaryota; Metazoa; Arthropoda; Merostomata; Xiphosura; Limulidae. Gene Ontology annotation, molecular function: semaphorin receptor binding; chemorepellent activity. The record is from RefSeq and is a predicted model, not a curated record.
GCUAAUCUGUCACAUCUAGGGCGUCAUGAGAACUAUCCUGGUAUUGGAAGUGGAAUUGCUAAAUGCCCUUUUGAUCCAGAUGAUAAUGCAACUGCUGUAUGGGUUGAACACGGAAAUCCAGGGGAACUACCAGGGCUGUAUAGUGGCACUGUGGCUGAAUUCACUAAGGCUGACACGGUCAUAUUUCGUACAGAUCUAUAUGACACUUCAACUGGAAGAAGAGUUCAUCCAUUUAGUCGGACUAUUAAAUAUGAUUCAAAAUGGCUGGAUAAGCCUCAGUUUGUUGGUUCUUACGACAUUGGAGAGUACGUCUUUUUCUUCUUUCGAGAAAGUGCAGUUGAGUACAUUAACUGUGGGAAGAAUAUCUACACUCGUGUUGCUAGAGUCUGUAAGAGAGACACAGGGGGAAAGAACAUUCUUAACAAGAACUGGGCAUCAUUUGUGAAAGCUCGUCUAAAUUGUUCAAUUCCUGGAGAGUUUCCAUUUUAUUUUAAUGAAAUUCAAAGUGUGUAUAAGCUUCCUGACGACGAUAGCACAUUUUAUGCUGUGUUCACAACCUCGUCAAAUGGGUUGAUAGGGUCGGCCAUCUGUACCUUCAGUUUGGAUUCCAUCCAAGAAGUGUUCAAUGGAAAGUUUAAGGAACAAGCUACCUCUUCCUCCGCCUGGCUGCCUGUUAUCAGUGUAAAGGUGCCAGAGCCUCGCCCUGGACAGUGUGUUAACAACACCCAGACGCUGCCUGACUCGGUACUCAACUUUAUUCGUGGCCAUCCUUUGAUGGACUCUGCAGUUUCUCAGAAAAAUGGAAAACCCGUGUAUUACAAGCGAGAUGUCAUAUUGACCAGUUUGGUUGUGGAUACGUUGGAUGUUGAUGGAGUCCCCUACACUAUUUAUUAUGCUGGCAGUGUGGAUGGACGAGUUUUCAAGCUUGUUGAGUGGCAGGACGGAGUGGGAGAUGCUCACUCCAAUCUUGUAGAUGUGUUUGAAGCCACAUUUCCCGAAAAGAUUCGGAAAAUGGAAAUCUCUAGCAAGCAUAAGUCACUGUAUGUGGCUUCGAAGUCAGUGAUUCAUCAGUUUGAUUUGGUGAUGUGUAAGGGAAGAUACGAGACUUGUCUGCGGUGUAUACAAGAUCCAUACUGUGGGUGGGACAAGGUGCAUGGUGAAUGUCGACCCUAUAACCGAGGGUUAUUGCAAGAUGUUGACUUGACAGGGUCAAAAACAUGCAACCCUCCCACGGAGCUGGAAUACAAACAGAUCUACUCAAACUGGUGUCGAGAGUUUGAGAAAUACAAAUCAGCCAUGAACACCUGGCAACAUAAGCAAAAUAAAUGUCAAGCUCAUUUAAAUGAUGUGAUCUACAGCAGAGCGCCAUCUGUCUGA